AUGACUCACAACCUGAGAAGAAGAGCAGUGUUCAAUACAGAAGCCCCACCGUGCUGUCUUCGAAUCAACCCUUUAGAUUCCACAAUUGUGUAUUUUGGCACUUACACGCUUAUUCAAGGAAAUGAUCGGAAAGGAACCAUUGAAAUAUGGAAAUUACGCAGCAAGGAAGGGACCACAGAUGUUCCUGACGAGCAAAACAUAAAUUUGGAUGAUUUAGAGCUGCAAGGGAUAAAGUUAGGAAGUAUUCCCACUCAUGGUGCAGUUUUAGACAUCAAAAUAGAUUCAAAGUCUAUUACUUCUAAUGGUGAUUCAAUAUUACUCUCUACUGCACAAUCCACCGGUAACAUUACACUUUGGAAGAUUAAAAAGGAUGACCCAUUAGAUAUAAAGGAAGUUUCAGAUGUUCAACUGUUUCCUGAAUCUACUUCGAAUUUAGGUGAGACAUUAAUUACGUCUAUAAAUUUUCAUCCUAGAAAAACGUAUCUAUCAUUCACCACUACCACAGGCAUUGUUGGUUACUACGAUUAUUCAGAAGGAUCCAACUCUAAUGAACCAGUUUGUUUUGGAAAAGAGCAUUCUUUAGAAGCAUGGUAUGCUGAUUGGUGUCAUUUGGAAGCCCUAGACAACAUUGUCUUUUCCGGAGGCGAUGACGCACGGCUAAUCGCACAUGAUACUAGAGUGCCGUUUCCUGUUUUUGAGACAUCUAGAAUUCAUGAUGCCGGCAUAGUUUCAAUUCUCACGGCCAGAAGUAACUGGUGUGAAAAUGUUACUGAUCCUUAUAUUAUAUGGACAGGUGGCUAUGAUGAUCAGUUGUGUGUUCUUGAUCUGCGUGCCGGAGCAAACAUGAAUAAUGGAGCUUUAUUUGAGGGCAUACCCCCUAUGCUUCGAGAAAAACACAACUUGGGUGGAGGUGUAUGGAGAUUGAUUCCAUCUCCAAAAGAAAAUGAUUGCAGAGUAUUCACCUGUAAUAUGUAUGAUGGUGGUCGAAUGUUAGCGUAUGAUUCGUCUAACGCAAAAAAUGUUGAGGUCAAGAAUUACUACAAAGGGGACCAUUCGAGUAUCACCUAUGGCGGGGAUUGGAUUGGAGACGUAGCCAUAAGUUGUAGUUUUUAUGAUAAUGUGGUGCAAGUUUGGGAGGUCUAA
This is a messenger RNA of Pichia kudriavzevii, 1143 nucleotides long. RefSeq lists its product as uncharacterized. Gene Ontology annotation, molecular function: protein binding. The record is from RefSeq and is a predicted model, not a curated record. The transcript has a single exon. NCBI's taxonomy places the organism in Eukaryota, Fungi, Ascomycota, Pichiomycetes, Pichiales, Pichiaceae. Bases 1 to 1143 code for a protein of 380 amino acids.